AUGGCACAGCGAUGUGAUCUCACUGCCUGUCAGUGUGGUUGUGCCUGUGGCAAACAGAAUCAUUUAAAAAAAGACUACAGAGCGAGAUUCUGCCAUGGAGGAGGAAGUAAGAUUGAUGUACAGCCAGGUCAAAACGUACUGAAACUCAUACAGGAUUGUUUUGAAAGUUGCAGCAGUGAUCUUACAAUAAACUCUCCAAAUGCAACCCUUUGCUCAGCUCCUGUUGUCAAAAAUAGGAAGAGGACUUCAAUGCAGAGCCAAAGCCCAAAGGCAGGAUCAACCAACUCUGUGAAAAGAACCUGUUAUUCUCCAGAAUCCUCACCUACAUCACUGCUAAAACCAGUCAGCAGCAGAGGACAGUUAUGUGAAUCACCCUUGAAGCCUGCAAUACAUGAUUACGUAGAUGUUUCUAAAAAAACAGAGUCUCCUGUGUCUGAAAGCAAAAAAAAUACAUUAGAAGAUGUUGAAGAGCUGUGCCGAAGUCCUGCCACGUUUUUGGACCCUGAGGAUGAUCACGGGUCUAUUGGAUCACCUUUUCCUGUGGAGAAAGGGAAAAGUUCUCCUGUACUUAAAUUAUCUCUUGAUGGCUGGAAUACACCUGCUGCAGCAAAGAGCUGUGGAGAAGUUGAAAAUUUGGAAGGACCUCAGACUGGGAGAGAUGAGCAGGUUGUUCUUGUGCAAGGAACAGAACCUGUUGCUACAUCUGUGCAGAAAGAGAAGACUUUCUCUUCAGCUCUCUUAGCAGCUGUAGCAACAGGAACACUUCGACAGAGAUAUUCAACCUCGAUAUCACCUCCAUCACCUCCUCCUGUGAAAGAUCAAGAUAUGGAAAUCGAAAAUGAAUGUGAAUUUUUAAUUGAUGACUCAGGUGGUGCAUCAUUUACUUCUUGGAUUUCAAUACCCAGUAAGAAAAGAAAACCAAAAAAAGAUGGCUCUGCAACUCCUGUUUCUGAAUCUCAGCCCUCUGAACAGAAGACGACACAGAGUAAGAAAGGCAAGAACAGGAAAGCACAGGUUGAAGCACUUACUAAACAGAAACUGAAUAAUCUGGAUGUUGGAGCCUUUGACAUGAAAAGAACGUCGAAAUUGGAUCCAAUCUCUAACAGUGAAGGAAAUGUCCUUAAAUCUCAAAGCCAAAAGAGUAUUCAUACAGGAAAGACUAAAAAGGAUGCACUUAGGCAAGACUCUCCACACCAGAAAAAGAACACAUCCUGGAAACCAGAAGCUGAAGAACUGAUGUUGUCAUGGUCUGGAUUGGAAACAGAAGCAUCUGAUGCAGAAAAAUGUAAAACAAGGGUGCUGCCAAGUGAAGAUUUGCCUAUGCCCUCAUCUGGGCAUCAGCAAGAACAGACUGUGUCUCCAAAAAAGUCUGUCAAGUCUUCCAAGAAUCUGCAAUCAGCUUUAAAAGCUUCUCAGCAUUUAGAUAAGAGGAAACAAACUGCUAAGCAGAAACUUCCUAAGGUUAAAGUAGCUAAGAAAGUGGCAUUAAGUCCAAGGAAGGAGCUUAAAAAAUCUGUCCAGAAAAGUAGUAAUAAAAAACCUCAGUUGCAAAGAGAGAAGAGUUCUGACAGUGAACCUAGUGAAGAAGAGCAUGAAAGAGAGCCUGUAGGUUUGAAAGAUGUGUGUACCACACCCUUGCGUCAGAAAUUAGAGACUCCUGUGAUUCAGAAAUUGACUGUGUCUGAAAAGCCUAGAAAUGUGUUGCACACACUGGAGUCACCUGGUGGUGCAAAUAACCAAUCUCCUGAGAAAGCACUGCAGCAUCCCAUGGACAGUGUGAAGAAUUCUGAAAAGAAGCAGUUGCCAGCCAAGUAUUCAGGGAAGAUACCCGGAAAGAUUCCUUGCAGAACCAAUAAAGCUGUUUACUCAAACCCUGAGGACACUGAGUCUCAAACAGAUUCUGACAACUCUUCUGUACAGAACAUGGCAAGGAAAAAACAGAAGUUAUCAGAUGUAAAAAUAAAAAAUAACAAAAGAAAACGUAACAGGCAACAUGGACCACAAUAUUCCUUUGUGGCUGAGAAGGCUGUGAACUAUGAAAGUGGGCCUGUUCUAGAACAUUGUGAUAAAUUUGAUUCCAGCACUAAGUCUUGUGAACAGUAUGAUACAUCAUCAGAGACUUUUGAUGACUUGAAUUACAAAGUAAGAGAUCUGUUGUCAGACAACAUAGCAAGGCAUAAAAUAGUAAUGCCUUCCAACACACCUAACGUUCGUCGAACGAAAAGGAUACGGCUGAGACCUCUGGAAUAUUGGAGAGGCGAGCGCAUAGACUAUACUAUGAACUCUUCAGGAGGGCUUGUGAUUAGUGGAUUAGUGCAUCCAGAAACACAAUCUCGCAGUAAGAAUAGACAGAGGAAGGAUCGUCACAAGCAGAAGGCCAACAAAACAAAUAGAAGAGAGAUACCUGCAAGUUUGGAUCACAACCUAGCUGAUACUUCUAAGCCAACCAUUGUACUGGACCCAGAAACAAAUGAGGAGGUAGUUCUAGAAUGUGUUAACACUGAAAGCAGUCACGCUUGCUCCUUCAAAGACGAAGCGGUAGAAAUAUACAAAAAUCUGAAUACAUCUGUUUUUGCAACUGGUAAAUUGAUUUUGAAACCACUUAAGGAAAAGGGACACCAGUUUGUCCACAUGGAUACAAUAGCUUUCCAUAUUAUCCGCGGCAAAAUUAUUGUUACAUUACAUAAGACAUCAUAUUAUCUGACUACAGGAGACUCCUUCUAUGUUCCUCCAGGAAAUGGAUAUAACAUACGUAAUCUUCUGAAUGAAGAAAGUAUUCUUCUCUUCACGCAACUCAAAGUCAGGUGAAGAACCUUCUGCAGAGAAGUUUGCUGAAACACUUGUCAAGCUUUUGUAUGUUCUGGAGUUCUUUUUACAUACAAAAAAUGUUUGAGUGUGCCCACCUUAACAUUACAGAUUAAAACAGAGCAGGUGAAGUCAACAUAAGAGUUGGGAACAAAACCAAAAGAACCUCAGUAGUUUGCUUUCAAACUAAAAUGAGAUACUGAAGGGCCUCACUUUGCAUCAAUUACUGUUCUUGUGCCAUCCAGUGACAGAAAGAUACAAGUAUAAAAUGUGUGGGUAUAUUUAUUGUUCCAAAUUGUAUCAAUAUGCUUAAUCUCCCUAAAGAUGCUUAGCACUUGAAAAAAUGUUGACAUCUUCAGCUAACAUCUGAUAAAUAGUCUUAACAACUGCCUGGUACAAACUGCUUAGAAUAAUCUCUAUUUAAAUGAUGAACCUGCUGUUUGCAUUCCAGUAAUUGUUGUCUGGGAGAUGGGCUGCUGAAAUGUUUGUGUGCUGGGGUCCAGCCGCCUUCUAAAUAUGCUAAUGACAGGCAUUUGUUCCUUGUCUGGCAGCUGUAUGAUUAGUGCCUCCGGUUCCAAUAGUAAAGCAGGAGCUUUUAAGUAGGAACUUAUCAGUUGUGUCUUUUGUGUGGAAGCUGUGGCCUGAUUAACUCUGAACAUUGUUGAUAGCUUUAUUUUGUGUAACAGUGAUAGGUCAUUGCCAAAUGUAUUACUUUAAUAGCUCCUUUUGAUUUCCUUGCUGUGUUCGGGGUAGUAAUAAGGACCUUUGGGAAAGCUGUAAUUAUACUGUAUACUCCAGAAGCCAAGUCUAGACAGCAGAUGGUAUACAUAGCAUUUGUCUCCCAAGCUCUUCAAGGUUCCUUCUGACUGAAGAUAAACUACAGCUAUUCUGAUGGGGUGCUUUCUCUCUCUGGUCACUGCUAUCCUCAAAGAGAAGGAGAUAAGGAAAAUUGAAUUGGAAUAGAGAACUUUUAAGGAUUUGAGGAUUGAGUAUUGACCUCAUAAAUGAUUUUGGCCAUGAUCUUUAUGCUAAAUCUAGAGUAUACAAUAAGUAGGACAAAUGAAUUGGCUUUCAGCUGCCAGCUAACUUUGUGUGUCUGUGAAAGGGCUUGGACACCAAGACUGCCAUGCUUCUGUGAAAGAUCCUUUAGUCUGGGGAGUCUGAGAUAAUACUUGUUGUCAUUCUCUUUCAAGUAGUAGUUCCUGUAGCUAGUGCAUACUGACAGUGGAAAUACUUGGUAGGGGUUAUGUGACAUCUUUGCAUUCAUGGUUGGGUCACAUGUAACUGGAAAAUGAAAUAGGAACAUGCCUUUUGCCAUUUAGUUCUGCCUCUGUCUUGAUAUGAACUAUUUGUAUCAGAGUUCAGACUACACAGAAGGAACUUUUUUCUCAGCUUCAACUUUUGUAAGCAGUUUGAAUUAAAA
Manacus vitellinus (golden-collared manakin) is the source of this 4228-nucleotide messenger RNA. RefSeq names its product centromere protein C (gene CENPC). The record is from RefSeq and is a predicted model, not a curated record. Gene Ontology annotation, biological process: attachment of mitotic spindle microtubules to kinetochore; kinetochore assembly; spindle attachment to meiosis I kinetochore. Gene Ontology annotation, molecular function: centromeric DNA binding. Gene Ontology annotation, cellular component: kinetochore. Lineage: Eukaryota; Metazoa; Chordata; Aves; Passeriformes; Pipridae. The coding region runs from base 1 to 2808 and encodes 935 amino acids. The transcript has 18 exons.